This is a messenger RNA of Cydia pomonella (codling moth), 1979 nucleotides long. RefSeq lists its product as uncharacterized. Bases 183 to 1649 code for a protein of 488 amino acids. The record is from RefSeq and is a predicted model, not a curated record. NCBI's taxonomy places the organism in Eukaryota, Metazoa, Arthropoda, Insecta, Lepidoptera, Tortricidae. The transcript has 9 exons.
AUUUAAUUUAUUAUAUAUAUUUAUCGAUUGAGUCAAGCACUACAACUGUCAAUGUCAGUUGAUUUUAAUUGUCAUUUUCCCAAGUUUGCCGGUACCUUUCAUACUUGUUCAUUCUUGUUUGUUAUGGUUUUUCUCUUACCGAGCAGGAACAUAUUUAGAUAUUUAUUGUUUGAAAUCAAGAAAUGGAGCAGUGGGAAGCUAUUAUAGAGAAUUUCGACCGUCCACCGGAGCAGUGUUACCGUACGUUCGAGAAAACAUUGGAAUUGGCAGCCGCUUUAUUGAGUACCGCGACAACUCAACUCGCCCCUUUUGAAACAGAAUGGCUAGUGGAAACACUGCUUCACUCCCCUGUCGAGCUCUUGGCGACUGUGUCCCAGAAGCGUGGAGACGAGGUGUGGCGCAAAGCUGUCGCCGACGCGCUGAAACUGUUGGCGCGCGUGGCUGGAGUGUCUCAUAAAUAUUAUGAGCAGAUUGUUGACAUCUGCCUUCUAACCUACGACCCCGAGCUUCGCAAGCACGCUCUAGCGUGCCUUGCCGAGGUUUCUAAGCAUUCGGUCGCCGCUACCAGAGACUUCGCAAGACACGUGCAAGCCCUGGAAGAAGCUACACAGUGCCGUGCACCUAUAGCACUGCUAGUUGGUGAGUUACAAGCCACACUGAUGUCCUCAGAGAUAAUAAGACAUUCGGUCGCUACCAGAGACUUCGCAAGACACGUGCAAGCCCUGGAAGAAGCUACACAGUGCCGUGCACCUAUAGCACUGCUAGUUGGCGCGCUGUGCGAGCACCACCCGGCCGAGGUCUGCGAUGAACUGACUCGCAUCUGGCGUGGUUAUCUCAACAUGCUGGACAGUAAUAAGAACACGGAUACGGUUAUUAAAGCAGCACUAGAAGGCGUGUGCAGUCUGUUCAAGCAUUUCGGCGACGAGUUACCCUGCGCCGAACUCAAGCAGUUCUACGACAACCUCGCCAAAGUGUACAUCGACAAGACUGGCUGCCAGACCGCAUGUUACAGUAUCUUAGCCGAACAUGCAUCGUUGUUCCGCGAACGUGUCUCCAUAGACCGUGCGCUGCGCUCAAAGUUGUGGGGCGCCGCCCCCUCGGCAACGUUGCUCGGUGUGUACGCAGCGGCACAGUUUGAGAACAAAACGGCAUUUUUGAACUUAUUAACAACCGAGGUCCUCCCCCACACCCAGUCGCCGUCCUACCAAGUGAAGACGACCGCGCUGCGCAUACUGGCCGCGACCAACAGUUUCGGAGAUCUGUCGCAGUUCGCAGACGUACAUACACUCGAGUAUGAGCUGAGGGGGAAGGUGUCACAUGCUGAUGCCGAACUUGUAUUAUGGUGCGUAGAAUACAGCCUACCGAACAGCGAGCGACUACUACAGGCCGCCAUCUUGUUUUACGAUAAUUUGCCGCAAGCCGUACGCAAGAAAAUCGUUGUCAAUGGCAUUUCGAAAUCACCACCAGAGCUGAAGAGAGCAACCAUACAGUUCCUGAUAUCUCAGUCCUGCGAGGACGCUGCUGCGCGCGCGUGGCGCGAUCUUCUAGAAGACGAUGACGUCACGGGCGCGGCGGCCGCCGUGCGGGCCCUCGCCGACUGUCUGGCAGCAGCCUUACAGACCAUACAUGAACACGAAAUUCAGGUAUAAACCAGUCGUCUAUAGAGGCCGUUCCAAGACAGUGCAAGUGUUAUUUUAAAUGUCAAAAUUUUACGUUUAAAUAAAUAAAUAAAUAUUAUAGUACAUUAUUACACAAAUUGACUAAGUCCCACAGUAAGCUCAAUAAGGCUUGUGUUGAGGGUACUUAGACAACGAUAUAUUUAAUAUAUAAAUAUUUAUAAAUACUUAAAUACAUAGAAAACACCCAUGACUCAGGAACAAAUAUCCAUGCUCAUCACACGAAUAAAUGCCCUUACCAGGAUUUGAACCCGGGACCAUCAGCUUUGUAGGCAGGGUCACUACCCACUAGGCCAAACCGGU